Messenger RNA from Suricata suricatta (meerkat), 888 nucleotides. RefSeq names its product vomeronasal type-1 receptor 90-like. Gene Ontology annotation, biological process: G protein-coupled receptor signaling pathway. Gene Ontology annotation, cellular component: membrane. Bases 1 to 888 code for a protein of 295 amino acids. NCBI's taxonomy places the organism in Eukaryota, Metazoa, Chordata, Mammalia, Carnivora, Herpestidae. Gene Ontology annotation, molecular function: pheromone receptor activity. The transcript has a single exon. The record is from RefSeq and is a predicted model, not a curated record.
AUGACUAUUAAAAUACGCCAAUUUCUACAAGUAGGCAUAGGAAUCUCAGCCAACACCUUUCUCCUUCUCUUCCACAUCUUCACUCUCCUUCUGGAUCACAGGUAUAAGCCCACGGACUUAGCCACCUGUCACUUGGCCUUUGUGCACAUGAUGAAACUAUUCACUGUACUGUUUUUGUUGUCUACAGACCUGUUGGAAUCACUGAACUUUCUGAGUGAUUUCAAAUGUAAGGCUUUGUUUUAUAUGAUCAGAGUGACACGGGGUCUCUCCAUGGGCAACACCUGCCUCCUGAGCAUGCUCCAGGCCAUCAUCGUCAGCCCCAGCACGUCCUGGAUGGCCAGGUUUAAACAUAAGUGCACACAGCAACUCUUCCAUCCUUUUAUCAUCUUGUGGUUUCUCAGUCUCUCUCUCAACAGUCCCUGCAUCUUCUACUUUGCUGCUCCUUAUAAUGUGACCCAGAGCAAUCUACUGACUGUCAGUAAAUACUGCUCAGCUUUCCGCAUAAGCUCCAUCUUCAAGGGACUGCUUCUCACGUUGACAUUAUCCAGGGAUGUUUUCUUCAUAGAGGUCAUGCUUCUCUCAAGUGCAUACAUGGUGGUUCUCUUGUCCAGGCAUCAGAGGCGGUGCCGGCACCUCCACAGCACCCGCCUCUCCUCACGAGUCUCCCCAGAGAGAAGGGCCACCCAGACUGUCCUUCUGUUGGUGAGUUUCUUUGUAGUUGUGUACUGGCUGGAUGUCAUCGCCUUCGCAGCUCUGUUAUGGAGCUAUGGCCCUGUCAUCCUGGAUGUCCAGAGGCUUGUGUCCAAUGUCUAUGCCACUGUCAGUGCAUUGGUACUAAUCAGUUCUGGUAAAAGGGUAAAGAUGUGUUUCAAGAGUGUAGAACAAUGA